This is a messenger RNA of Anolis sagrei ordinatus, 1676 nucleotides long. RefSeq names its product leucine rich repeat containing 63 (gene LRRC63). Lineage: Eukaryota; Metazoa; Chordata; Lepidosauria; Squamata; Anolidae. The record is from RefSeq and is a predicted model, not a curated record. Gene Ontology annotation, molecular function: protein binding.
AUCACAGUGAAUAAGACAGGACCAUGUUUCAGCUUCAACUACUUCGAAGACCUCUGCCUCCAAAGGUGGAAAGAGGACUUCUACCAACAAAAAAAUACAAAGAUGCGAUUGAAGAAGAGAAAGAAUUCAAAAAAACUUCAGAGACAGAUGACGUCCAGCUUGCAGUGCCAGAGAAGAAGCAACCAAUUCUUCUGUGUUUUCCAGACUAUGAUUUUGGAAUACGAAUUCCCAAGAGAGAUUUUAUUAUUCCUCUGCAGACUAGCGGGCCUCCUAGUUUCCCAAUGCAAAAACGUCGUAUACCACUUCGCUUUCGGAUUCCUGCCCUGAGAGACCGCCCAUAUUUAGAUUCAGAUUUUAUACUACGAGGCCUGGCUAUGUUAGUAACUGGUUUUCAUCUUCGGUCUUUGGCAUCUGACAUUAGAAAGCCCAUCCUUUCUAGUCACAACUAUGAAGUACUCACUAGCCAGCUGAUUGCUGUAGAGAGAAGAGGCCCUGAAACAUUCUCGAGCAUAAUAUUCUCCUAUGAUGAGCUACCCCUUGUGGAACGACGAAAACCUGGGAGCUUGAUACUAAUAGAAAGGAUGCUGGAGCAGAGGAGCUUCCUCCGCGAUGAAGAGAAAGAGGUGAGGUUCCUGGGUGAGGAGGAGGAUGAAGAUGAGGAAAGCUUCGAGGAUGAAGAGAGAGACGGCUUCGCUGUUGAUGGAGAGAUCCUGGCGAAAAAACGGAAAAAGAAAAGAGUGACUUAUGCAGAAUCAAUAGAAGACAUGGAUUUUUCUGCAACCUUCAUCUCUGGAGUUGCAUGUAAGCCUCUGUCAUGGGAGGAGGAGGAGGAGAUUCAAUUAAAAGCAAAGGCUGAAAUGGCAGGUUCCCUUUGCUUAACAUAUAGAAGAACUGGGCUGAGUCUUAAGGCGUAUUUUCUGUCUCAGCUUCCUGAUCUCUUACCUUUGGCAGACUUUUUGGUGUAUCUUAACCUGUCAUUCAAUUGCCUGUGCUCCUUUCCCAAAGAGGUGUUUAAUCUCAAACACUUAGAGGUGCUAAAGCUUCGAAACAACCCCAUAAAAUUCAUCCCUGAAGAAAUCAACCAGAUGGCGAGUCUUAAAUGUUUGGUUAUCUCCUUCAAUUUGCUAACUUCUCUUCCAGCUGGGCUGUUUGCUUUGACAAACCUUGAGAGCCUUGAUGUUUCCUAUAAUGAACUUGAAACUAUCCCUCAUGAUAUUGGAAAUCUCAGUGCCCUUACAUACCUCAACAUAGAAGGGAAUUUCAUCACUGUUUUGCCUUGCUCGGUACUGAAACUUAACUUCUUGAAACGCCUGAAGUUGGAAAAUAACUUCUUACAUCCCUACUUCUGGAAUGAAAUCUGCCAGCUUCAGCCACAACGACUCACUGACCUGGCUGCUCAUUGUUUUGCCAAGCAUAAGAUGUGGAAAAAGCAUCGUCACAUCCCAAAGAAAAUUGAGGAAAUACUGUGCAACUUCAGGAUCUGUGAUUGCUGCCCAGGACCACUGUAUGGAGACGGCCUUCAGUUCAUUUGUGCUUAUAAAAACGAGUAUGGACUUAGGCUUCCUUACCUGUUUUGCUCCUGCUCACCAACCUGCUACCAGGAGUACUACUCCAGAGCUACCUCUCAGUGAAAGAUAUCAAUGUUGAUGAAUAAAGAACCAACCAAUAACAUUGUG